AUGAUAGAUAAGGACACUAUACACAGCUUUACCCUCCUAAUUAUACGUUUUUUUUUUCUUUUUUUUUUUUCAAAUUUUACUGAGUAUGAUGUGGCAACUUGGGAACGGGAGGCUGACGAGGGCAAGGUGAGUGAAAACGGGAAUACUGAUGAAAAGGAGGUGACAGAAAGAGCCUCUGAGGAUGAUGGGUUUGUUUCUAAGAAGGUUCCUGAUGUUUUUCGUGUGGAUGAUGCCACUGUACCAUCCGUUGCUAGAGAAAAUCAUUUGAAUGGUACAGGCAUUGACGAGAAAGGAAAUUUAGAUGCGGAAAAUGGUCCGGAAGGCCAAAAUGGCAUGAUGAAGUCUGUUGUUGGAUUUGAUUUGCAACAAGACGGCGAGGAUGAUGAUUUUGCUGAUCCACAGGACGCAAUGAGUGUUAGGAGCGUUGGUGAAAGUGAGUGUGUUGAUGGAGCCGAACGGUCCCUAAAUUUGAGCACACCAUUAGCUGAGUUCUAUGAUGCUUGGGAAGAAUUAUCAUCAGAGAGCGGCCCUCAGCUUAAGAUUCCCGAUAUCGAGAGUGAGUUGCGUGAAAUAAGGCUAAGUUUAUUGAUGGAGAUAGAAAAGAGGAAACAAGCUGAAGAGACCUUAUGUAAUAUGCGAAACCAGUGGCAGAAGAUCCGUGAAAAAUUAUCUCUUCUGGGUUUGACACUCCCUGAAGAUCUAACAACUUGUUUGCUAGAGGGAGAACAACAUGCCGAUCCUGCUGAGGAGAUCUGGCAACAAGUCUAUAUUGCCCGGUUUGUUGCUAACUCAAUUGGGAAGGGAAUCGCAAAGGCUGAGGCUGAAAUGGAGAUGGAAGCUCAGAUAAAGUUGAAGAACUUUGAAGUAGCUCGUUUGUGGGAUAGGCAUUGUUAUUAUAAAGCCGUGAACCAAGAGAUGUCCCAGAGGAACCAAGAAGUUGUAGAGGAGACGAGGCGACUUAGGCAAAUAAGGAAGAGAAGACAGAAAUGGAUUUGGGGUUCUAUUGCCACUGCAGUUACACUUGGUUCUGCUGUCUUUGCCUACUCUUAUUUACACAGUGGAAAAACAUCCGAAAUCCCGUUGCAUACAACUGUGUCAGACAAUUCUGUGACAUAG
This is a messenger RNA of Striga asiatica, 1116 nucleotides long. The record is from the annotation of a GenBank genome assembly. Lineage: Eukaryota; Viridiplantae; Streptophyta; Magnoliopsida; Lamiales; Orobanchaceae.